Molecule: messenger RNA, 1676 nt
Organism: Pollicipes pollicipes
Lineage: Eukaryota; Metazoa; Arthropoda; Thecostraca; Pollicipedomorpha; Pollicipedidae
Product: hepatic leukemia factor
Exons: 7
Coding region: 126-944 (272 amino acids)
Biological process (GO): regulation of transcription by RNA polymerase II
Cellular component (GO): nucleus
Molecular function (GO): RNA polymerase II cis-regulatory region sequence-specific DNA binding; DNA-binding transcription factor activity, RNA polymerase II-specific
Source: RefSeq, a predicted model, not a curated record
UGUUGAGGGGGGAGAGCCUGGAGGCUGGGCCCGCUGGGGGUUGGGAAACAUCGGACGGAGCCGUGUCGGAUACGUGGGACAGAUAGUGUUAAGGUUGGACUUUCUGUACAGCAACCGCCGUCAAGAUGGAUGAUGGUCUGAACAUGAAAACAAAUUUUGGAAUGGGCUUUACCAUUCAGUCUAUACUUGAAGAGAAUGGCAAUCUACUGAAAGUAAAUCCUCUUACCCAAGACAAGGAGAAGGACGAUGACUCCUGGUCGUGUUUGGAUGCACAGGCGGCGUUCUUGGGACCCAACAUCUGGGGCUCAACGCUCGACACCGACUUCAAGCUUGAGUGCGUGGACCUGGAGGAAUUCCUGAACGAGAACGAGCUGCUGGGCGGUUCGGGUCUGGGCGCGGACAGCCCGGCCCCUCCUUGCAGACCGGCGCCGGCCGAUGGCCCCGAGGCGGCGCUGGCCGAGGCCUCGCCGCCGCCGUUGCCGCCACCGGAGCAGGCGCCCCUCAAGCCGGCGCCGCGCGGACGACACAGCGAAGCUGAGGAGAAGCCGGUGUCGCGUCGGGAGCGCUCCUCCCGGGUGCGUGUGCCGGUCAAGUUCCGCGUCUCGCCGUCCGACCUGGCUUUGGCCACGGCGCCCGGCCUGGAUUUCGACCCGCAGACACGCCAGUUCUCCGACGACGAGCUCAAGCCGCAACCCAUGUGCAAGAAGUCCAAGAAACAGGUGGUGCCGGACGAGCGCAAGGACCAGAAGUACUGGACCCGCCGCGAGCGCAACAACUUCGCCGCCAAGCGCUCCCGCGACGCGCGCCGCCUCAAGGAGAACCAGAUCGUGCUGCGCGCCAACUUCCUCGAGAAGGAGAACGCGGCGCUGAAGGAGUCCAUGGAAGAGAUCACGCGCGAGAACGAGCGUCUGAGGGCACGCCUCGCUUCGUGCGCCUGCCACUAGGCGGCAGCAGCGACGCCGGGCGCGGCCGCCGCCAACCGCCGGGCGCGCACCGGCCGUAGAAGUCGACACGGCCGACGCCCACCGGUGGACCGGGACGGCACGACGCCCGGCCCGGUGUCCCGCAGACGCCGGCCAUGGUACAAAGUCUGCCCGCGUCGCCAGGUGGCCGCCGGCGGGCCGGCCCCGCGCCACCGGCGGCGGGCCCGCCGGACGCGGGGCCCGGCGGCGCGUGGGUGUCUGAUGUGAUGCCAUCGAUGCUGUGCAUCGCGGCUCGCCGAGCGCUGGCCGCGUGGUCUGCGUGGUGGUGUGGUAGAGUAGUACGCAGACUCGUCGGGUGGGACUCAACUCCUCCGUAAGUGUUGGCGUAAGUGUAUCUCUCUCAGUGUUGGUGUUAGUCUCUACAUUCGCUGGCUUUAGCGAUAGCUUCUGCAUGGUCGCUUAGUUGUGUUCAGCUGUUUGAAAUUUUAGCUGUUAUGCGAGGGAUCAGCCACCUUAAAGGCCGCAAUCUUAGCCGUUAUGCGAUGGAUCGGCCAUCUGAAAGGCGCCAUGUCGUCUCCCCAUAGACUACACAUUCUGCGUUAGCGGAUAGUGACCCGGUUGACGAUAGGAUUUGCGGGUACCGUACCGUACACGUGUGGCACACGGUACUGAAGUUACGCAAUUCACGAGCUGUGGACGCAAGUGUACGAGCCAGCGCUGUGCUCAGAUAAUAAUACACGACGUAUGGUCCAA